Messenger RNA from Carcharodon carcharias (great white shark), 2253 nucleotides. Its product is annotated as C-C chemokine receptor type 9-like. Gene Ontology annotation, cellular component: membrane. The coding region runs from base 47 to 1234 and encodes 395 amino acids. NCBI's taxonomy places the organism in Eukaryota, Metazoa, Chordata, Chondrichthyes, Lamniformes, Lamnidae. The record is from RefSeq and is a predicted model, not a curated record. The transcript has 2 exons. Gene Ontology annotation, biological process: chemotaxis; immune response; G protein-coupled receptor signaling pathway. Gene Ontology annotation, molecular function: chemokine receptor activity.
UUUUUCUAAUGCGUGAGUGAAAGGUUCCGCUUCAAAGUCUAAGCUCAUGCUGCGAAGGAAACCGUGGACAUUGUGUGGUGAGGACAGAAGUUGUUCAAAGAAUAAAAAAACACUCUGCGCAUCUAAGUUCUACACCAGCAAAAAGAUGGAGAAGAUAUCUAUUACCGAGUUUCCAGUCACCAGUGACAAUAAUUUGUACCUUGACAUGCUUGAUCCUUCACUGUUUGCAACACCCUGUGAAACAUCAGGCAUCAGAAACUUUGGGAAGGUUUUCAUGCCCUGUUUUUAUUCAGUUGUAUUUGUGACAGGGCUUCUGGGGAAUUCUUUGGUCAUUGUGACAUAUGUUUACUAUGAGAAGCUGAAGACCGUGACAGAUGUCUACAUGAUGAAUCUGGCGAUUGCUGACUUGCUCUUUCUCUGCACCCUGCCAUUCUGGGCAGUUGAUGCAUACACUGGAUGGAUUUUUGGAACUUAUAUGUGCAAAAUUGUGAACGGGGCAUACACUGUCAACUUCUACAGUUGCAUGCUAAUACUCACCUGUGUGAGUGUCAACAGGUACAAAGCCAUUGUUCAAGCAACAAAAAUGGUCAACAGUAAAAAUAAAAGAUUUCACAAUAAGUUAGUUUGUGUAGGGGUUUGGGGAUUCGCAAUCAUUUUGACUCUUCCAGAAUUCAUAUUAAGUGAAGCAUAUACUGAUAUGUCUGAUAAAACUAUUUGUAUUAUGAUGUAUCCUUCCAAUUCUGGCAGCAUCAUCAAAGUGGGAGUGUAUGUAACACAAAUGGUAGUGGGAUUUCUGAUAUCCUUUGUGGCCAUGAUCAUUUGUUACUCAAUCAUUGCAAAAACUCUGUUCCAGCAAAAGAGUUUUCAGAAGCAUAAAUCUUUAAAGAUUAUCAUUGCAGUUGUAGUUGCAUUUGUGAUUUGUGAACUGCCAUUCAACAUUGUCUUGUUGAUGCAAGCUCUACAGAUCUUCAGUGAAGAAAUCCCUAGUUGUGAAUACACUGCAAAUGUAGACUAUGCAAUUAUUGUAACAGAGAGUAUUGCAUUUGUACAUUGCUGUCUCAAUCCUAUUCUUUAUGUAUUUCUUGGAGUGAAGUUUAGAAAUAACUUUCUGAAGAUUUUAAAAGAUGCUAGAUGUAUUAGUCAAAAACAAUUGGCUGAGUAUCUGAAAACUGAGUCUGAGACAUCACAACCUGUAUCGGGUUUAUCUGAAACAACAAGUGUGCAUCCUUUAUAACAGAUACUGGAUGUAUAAUUGUAAAUUUUAGAUAAUGGCACUAGAAUUCCAUAAGUGUUCUCCCGGUCCCCUCCCAUAGCUUUGGAAGGACAACGACAAUUCUGCUUUCUAAAAGUGGCCCACUAGGCACUCAUGUGCCUGCUAUGGCAUUAUAAAGACAACAACAUUGCUAUUGUCUACUUCUAAUUCUGAACUCCUGUUCCUCUCCCACUUAAUGUUCUUUACAAAAUGCUUUAUACUGUACAUAUACUAACUCAGUGAUUGAAAAGUGGCUAUACAGGGACUUGGCAUCAUAGGAAUUUUUGUGCAGCUCAUUAAGGGCCAGAAUUUGGCCUGAUUAGGGUUCCCCAAUCUCUCCAACUUUGAAGGAAAAGCUGAAGAAACAACUUAAACUACAGAUUUUACCAAUUACACCUUUUUCUGAGUUCCACUGAUUUAAUGUCGAAGUUGUACCAGAAGAUCAGGGUUUUGAACAUGGCCACACUAGCUCAGUUAAGUUGAAUUCCAUGCUGUAUAGGUUUCUUAUUUACUAUCUUUAAACCAAAAUUAAGUAGUGUUUAAUACCUAUAAGUAUAAAAUGUGUUUAAUUAAGUACAAGUAUGUAACUACACACUUAAAUAUUUGUUCAAUAUGUCUAAGUUCACUAACGUCUCAAUCCUAUUCUUUCCGUAUUUCUCGGCGUGAAGUUUAGAUACAGUUUGUAUUAGCCAAAAAAUAUUGGUUGCAGUUAUGAAAUAUUGAUGUGAGAUAUCACAGCCUGUGACAAGGGCAUCUGACGUGGUUAAGAAUGAAAGUUCAAGCAUUUAAGUGAAAUAGCAGCAUUUGGAAAAGAGUCACUAAUCCAUAUGUAAUUUUUACGAAUAUUGACUGACCAUUUUUAUUUCAAAUUUCUAACAUUUGCUGUUGUGAUUUUAGAUGUAUUUUUCUAUAAAUUAUUUUGUAUGUAUUGUAAUUCUGUGCUGUAACUUUUCUAUGGUUCUAAUUAAAAGCUCAAAAUUGGGGAAUUUUGAAAAACAAAA